Trachymyrmex septentrionalis is the source of this 18618-nucleotide messenger RNA. RefSeq names its product histone-lysine N-methyltransferase 2C-like. Gene Ontology annotation, molecular function: transcription coactivator activity; histone H3K4 methyltransferase activity; histone binding. Gene Ontology annotation, cellular component: nucleus; MLL3/4 complex. The record is from RefSeq and is a predicted model, not a curated record. The transcript has 39 exons. Lineage: Eukaryota; Metazoa; Arthropoda; Insecta; Hymenoptera; Formicidae. Gene Ontology annotation, biological process: positive regulation of transcription by RNA polymerase II. The coding region runs from base 210 to 18575 and encodes 6121 amino acids.
GGGAUUCCAUUCGUUUACCUGUGUGUGACAUUUUUUUUCCACGGACCGUUCGCGCUGUUCCAACAUGUUUACCUGGUUGUACCGCCCUCAUCAUGAUAAGCAGCAAUCCGUCAUCAAUUCCAUAAUGAUAUUCACGUCGCCUUAUCGACAGCAUUAAUUCUCAGCUUUGCAAAACAAAAAUAGAGAGAGAAAGAGAGAGAGAGAGUGUCAUGGAUGAUGAAGUGCGACUUGAAGGUGAAGAGGAGAUGGAGCUGGAUGAGGCUUCAGAUGGUGAAGACGAAGAUGAAGAAACAACAGGCAUUCCUAUAUCUCCUGCUAACUCAGAUCAAUUGCUUGGACAGACAACACCAACCACUGUUACAGCAGAUGAGGUUUUUCAUGAUCCACUGCGGUACUCAAAGUUUUCAUUACCUGGUGGUAAACCUUUGAAUAUUCGCCGUGGACCUGGCAGACCGCGGAAAGAACGACCUUUUGGUCUAACUCGUGGAGGAGGCACAAAAAGAUCUUUUGGAAGGGGUAGCGCCAGAGGCAAAGGAUUUGGAUAUACAAGAGGUGUACCGCGUCGCACCAAAAGUAAAGAUGAUGAUACACACUCGGAAUCACCAAGUCCUUUGCGUAUCACUGGGAUGGAUGAUACUGGUCCUGAUGGUAGUAGUGAAUUAGUGGGAAACUCAAUCGAGAAAUCGAUGCCGGCGCCCGAAGAACCCCCUUACUUUCCUGAACAAUGGCCGGGCAAAGUAUGUGCGUUAUGCAAUUUAGGUGAGAGGAGUCAGUUGGGACAAGGUGAACUUUUGCGUUUGACAUGUCCACCGGGUUUCACUCCUGAGAAGCCGACAAACCGCGAUGAAACAAGUAGCGACCAUCUUGUCAAUGUCGCUGUCGCAGGAGAUAAAAGUCCGCGUGCUACUGGACCUGGAAUUGCUGUUACCUGUCGUAGACAAAAAAGUCUAGCCAAAUGCAGGAAUACUAGUCUAACUAAUUUCACGGAACCGGUGGAAGAAUUGACAAUCGUAGGUUAUUUGGAGGAACCGGAAGUCGGGACUCUGUUUGAUUCCUCAACCGGUUAUUACUAUGUUCAUCAAUCAUGUAUUAUCUGGUCUAGCAACAGUCAAGUUUUACUAUCAGAAUUGGCAUGUCGUGCUGUUUUACAAGCUUCUUCCAGACGGUGCGCCUAUUGCUCGCAUUAUGGUGCUGGAAUUUCUUGCAAAGUAACCUCGUGCAAUCGUUAUUUUCAUUUUCCGUGUGCUGCGGCCAGCAGCUGUUUUCAAGACAGUAAAAACUUGGCCCUUUUCUGCAGUCAGCAUCUUGGCCAAGUUCCACUUUUAUUAUGUGGAGAAGUUACUUGCGUUCAAUGUUAUGGAAUGGGCGAUGUCUCGAAUCUAAUGAUGUGCUCCGUGUGCGGCCAACACUAUCACGGCAGUUGUGUGGGCUUGGCAUUAUUACCUGGGGUGCGUGCUGGAUGGCAGUGCGUGUCUUGCCGUGUAUGUCAAGUCUGUCGGCAACCCGAGGAUGUCUCAAAGGUAAUGCUAUGUGAACGAUGUGACAAGGCUUAUCAUCCCGGUUGUUUGCGACCGAUUGUCACUUCUAUUCCAAAAUACGGCUGGAAGUGCAAAUGUUGUCGCGUGUGCACCGAUUGUGGUUCACGUACUCCUGGAGCUGGACUAUCUUCCAGAUGGCAUUCUCAUUAUACCGUCUGUGAUUCAUGCUAUCAGCAGCGUAAUAAGGGCUUCUCUUGUCCACUCUGUAGAAAGGCAUAUAGAGCUGCAGCAUAUCGUGAAAUGGUCCAAUGUCAUGGUUGCAAGAAAUUUGUGCAUGGCACAUGCGAUCCCGAAGCCGAUCCGCUUACUUAUCAGCAGCGCAAAGAAGCGAAGCCGGAUUACGAAUAUGUUUGUCUGCAUUGUAAGAGCAUCGCUAUGGUAGCCAGACGGAAGGACAGUAUUGAUGAAGGCGAUUUAAGUCUAAGUGCUUCGCAAGAAAGUCUCGAUGGUGAAUCUUCUGAGUUAGAUUAUCCAAGUGGUUGUUCUGAAGAAGCGCUUUAUUCGGUCGGAUUAGGGAAAGGAAAACCAUUCUGUGCCACAAAGAUUGCAAAGAAAAGAUUGGGGAUUAGCGGCGGAGUUAUCGGUAGGCCCAAAGGUAUUGGAAAACUGGGUUAUCAAAAGAGGCAAAAGAUGACAGAGUUUGGAAGAAAGAGAGGGCCCAAGGGAAAAAUGAGAGGAUUUUAUGGAGUGCCAGAAGUAGGUUUGCAGAGUCCGAAUCCAGAUUCAUCCCAAUCGAAGGAAGAAGAACAGCUUGGGGGUGAAAACAGAUUGAUCUUGUGCUCGGCCAAAGAUAAAUUUGUUCUUACACAGGAUAUUUGUGUGAUGUGCGGCUCGAUUGGUAUGGAUCAGGAAGGUUGUUUGAUUGCAUGUGUACAAUGCGGUCAAUGUUACCACCCAUAUUGCGCUGGCGUUAAGAUCACUAAGGUCAUCUUGCAAAAGGGCUGGCGGUGUCUCGAUUGUACUGUUUGUGAAGGCUGUGGUGAACGAAAUGAUGAAGCUCGCUUGAUUCUUUGUGAUGACUGCGAUAUCAGCUACCACAUUUAUUGUAUGGAUCCGCCUUUAGAUUAUGUGCCGCACGGUACAUGGAAGUGUAAAUGGUGUGCGCAAUGUCAGACUUGUGGUUCUAACGAUCCCGGUUUUAAUUCAUCCUGGCAAAAAAGUUACACUCAAUGCGGACCCUGUGCUUCUCACACCGCUUGCCUAGCUUGCCAAGAAGCUUAUCAGGAAGGUGAUCUCAUCAUUCAAUGCGUACAAUGCGAAAGAUGGCUUCACUGCGGUUGUGAUUCAAUUAAAAGCGAAGCUGAUGCAGAACGUUGUGCUGAGGAGGGUUACGUUUGUCUUCUUUGUCGUCCUAGAGAUGUUCCCCCUCCUCAUCUUCUCUCUAAACCUUCCUCGAAAUUCAUUCGGUCAUCUUCUCCACCUCAAAAUCGAAAUACAGAAUUGUUUAAAACUUCCUCGCAACAAUAUGUAUUGGAAGGAGUAUAUCUUUCUGAAGUAGGGAUGAAUCAUAUCAAAUCUUUAACCGCAGAACAUCAGCAAACAAGGAAAAAGAAAAGAAAACAACCUCAAAUGGUGGAUAAAGAAGCAGAUAUAAUGGCGACUAUUGAAUCUGUCAUUGCUGGAGGAAGUUUAGACAAUUCUUUAGAGGAAAAUAAUAAAUUGGAAUUGAUGGAUGUCAAAGAUGAACCAGAAACAGUGCUGAAAGAAGGUAUGGUAUGGAACCAACCUCCUCCAGAAGGCUUCAGCAUUUGCACUUCAGAAAAUGGACUUCCUGUUUUACGAAGAAAACGUCAAAGAAAUCUGCAAAAAUUAGGUAUUGGAGGAUUUAGUGUAAGAUUGAGAACCAGAAAAGAUAAAGAAGAAGAAGGAGAUACUGAAAAACCUGGAGAAUCUUCAAUCGUAGGAAUGGGAGACGAUAAACCCCGAAGGAAACCUCAGAGAAGAAAACCAAAACCAAAACUGGCGGAAUAUUUUCCUAUUUACAUGCAAGAAGCGUUUUUUGGCAAGAAUUUAAUGGAUACAACGAAAGAAAAAGAUCCUGAAAGCAGCAGCGAAUCUGAAGAAGAACAUAAAGUCCCUGAAAAUGCCAAUACAAUUCAGUUAUCUCAAGAUGAAUUGAAGGUAAUGGAACAAGUCAAAGCAAAACAAGAAAAAGACGAUGAAAAGAUUGCUCCUGAGCAAAUCAAAAGAGAAGAAAUCGUGGAAGAUGAUGGAAGUGAUACUGAAGCACUUGGAGAUAUUUUACCUAUUUCCGGGGAUUUAUUGGAUAGCGAUCUAGUAAAUACAAUAAUGAACGAAAACGAUGAGGACUUAGCUAAAGCGAGCGAAGCACUGGACGAGUUGGAUGAUGCUCAAGGUGGAAGUAAAGAUGAACUGACGGAUAUCUUAAGUCCACAUUUUAAUUUGGAGUCGAUGGUCAGAGACACUGGUUUACCUAAUAUGGAUAGUAAAGACAUCGAGGAAAUAUUUAAAGGCGUUCUGACUGAUGAAUCUCAAGAGUCUCAGGAAUCAUCGGUGUUCUCUGUCCAAGCUCAGACUUCACAUCCCUCAUCAUCAACUACUCCUCUAGUGUCACCCUCUCCUCAUCCUGGUAUUCAAACAGCAAUAUUAGCAAGACCUCAAGUACCUGGUGCUCUACCUUCGGUUGGCCAAUCAAACUUAAAUUCUCCAAUGAGUUUUCCACCACCUUCACCGUACCACUCUGAAUAUAGCAAUAGUCCACAGUUUAGUCCAGCAUUUUCGGAGCCUCCUAGUCCAUGGGUGAAUCCCGAAGAUGAAGGAAAUGCUCCAAUAGGCACUGCUACCAUUUCAUACAACCAAAAAAACCAUCUAAAGCUGGAAGCUGAUGAAGCAUUGGGUGUUGGAGCGACAAUAUCUUCGGUUCUCUAUGCUAAUAUUAAUCAUCCUGAGUGGAAAACUGAUUUUCCAAUAUGGGCCGAGAGAUGUAAACAAAUUCUGAAGAAAUGGCGAGCACUUCCAACUGAAAAGAAAGCCCCACUCUCCAAGGAGACACCACCACCAAGCACCACCAACACUAUCAUCACAACCAAUAUAACCACCACCAAUACCACCACCAUCAAUAUGAAUACCACUACUACUACCACCACCGCCAUGACUACCAUCAUCACCAAACCCGCCGCUAUGACGGCUCAGCAACAACAGCAGCAGGGAGUGGGUUUGAGACCCAUGGAGAAGCAAUCAGGAAUGUUGAUGACCAGUGGAAUGACGUCAACCGGCAACAAUCAGCAUCAGGAGGUGUGUGGGGUGCAGGGAACCCCGCCCAGCCCCUCCCUCUCCCCUGAAGCUCCUAGAAACCAACAGUCAUCCGUCUUGCAAUCUUGCACAACACCGGCUUCUUCGUCCUCUUUGUCUUCUUCUGCGUCUUCUUCCUCUUCUUUUUCUCAUUGCAAUAAUUCGGGUGAAGGGCAGCAACCUCUCCAGCAACGUCCACCCCCGAUUGUCGUUAACAGCGGCAGCGGGAAUAGUAGCAUAGAUCAGCAUCAGAUCCGAGUGCUCACUCCGUCCGAGAUCAUGCGCACCCUUCCGUCCCUCAGCCAGGAGCACUACGAUCCCCCACCUCCGCCACCACCACCCACUGCAAUUGUUCACACUGUGCCUCCCGUACAGAACCAUCACCACCACCACCACCACCACCACCAUCACCACCACCACCCGAAUAACAUCAUGGAACAAGAUAGACUAUCAAACAGAGAUCGAUCUACUAGAGAAGCUGAGCAGGAAAGGCAGUGGAAACAAUUACAAGCAUUACGUCAACAACAAGCACAAUUGCAGCAGCAAGUCAUCCAUGAACAACGCGUACAUGCAAUUGCUAGAGUACAUAGACAAAUCAGUGAAGAAAAUGCACCUCAACUAAGUAGUGAUACUGCACCCGCAUUAACAACACAAUUACAAGUUUCCACAACCCAAGACGCGAGUCAACUAACCUCCUUAGCUUCUCCUUCCCGCAGUACUUUCGCUACGCCCACACUCAAAGCCCCUCGUAGUCUCACACCUCAGUCACCCCAUCAUCAAACUAUGGUACGUCUGCCUGCGCAAGCACCUUGUCGAGUAAUACGUCCGGGCUUUCCUCAACCACCGUCUCCUUUCUCACCGCAAGCGCCUCAAUCACCUCAUGAUUUCCCACAAUCCCCGGCCUCCUCUCAACCUUCUCAGGAGUCACAUUUCCAACGCUUCGAAGGUAAUGUCUCAACUCCUGCAUCCCCCUAUUCGUCACCACAGACCCCAGGUACGCCUCGCACUCCCGUGUUUAAUCCUCCGCGACCUCCCGUAUAUGCUCCUCCUCCUCCCCCUCCUCCUCCUCCUCCUCCUCCAACAUCCCGAACUCCUGAUCCUUACAGCCAGCCACCUGUUACUCCCGCUCCUGUCGCAUCUAGCUAUCCAUCACCUAGGGGUUCUGAAACUCCUCGAACAUCUCAGGAACAAGAAGUGGCUUUUGUACAACAACCGGAAGUCAAUAGGCAAUUGAGGGACUUACUGCAAAGACAACAAUUUAGUAAGAAAAUUGAAGGAGUAGGUGCCAAUUGGGUUCAAGAUGGACAGAAUAAUACGGAAAACAAUCAGCAACAGUUUGAAGCUAGUCAUGUGCAGCUUCAGCAGCAACACUCUCAAGUACAAAACAAUUCUAGUGAAGGCACUUUUAGACAUCCACUUCCGCCAGGCAUUGUUAGGCCCAGAAUGCCUAUUCAACCGAAUGUCUUAAUAAGAAAUUCCAUUGGAAUAAACUCGCGACACCCUGUAGCAGGAAAUAUUCAGAAUCCGAUUGAUCAUCGUACUAGGACAUUACUGCAGAAUAGGCCCCCAGUAGCUACUAAUGUACCUGCUCAACAGCAUUUCCAAGCAACUCAAAACCUUCAAAUACGAAUGCCAGCAGCGAGAAAUGCCAUUUCCGAAUCUUAUGAUAUUUUGCAACAACAGAGAUUUACAGACGUGAAUCAGACGCAAAAUCAGCGUGUCGUGCGGACAGCACAGGACAAUUUAAAUCAAGGUAUUCGUAUGUUGAACACAACUCCAGGAAUGGUGCGAGCACCACUCGUUCCCACGACGAUGAGCGAGACCGUGGGAGUGGUUACUUCAGAAGCAUCUGAGAUCCCCGACAAUGUAACAGCUGAAUUGGAAAAGCUGGAGCAGGAAGGAGCCGGUCCAAUGGUUGAAGUCGAAGGAGUCAGUGCAAUAUUGGGAGAUCUGGCAGAUGAUGAUGACGAACUGCUUGCUGAAAUGGGAGCGGACUUUAACAUACUGGAAUAUGCGGAUCCUGAAUUGGACACGAUCGCAGGUGGGGAGAAGACUAAUAUUCUUGAUUUGGAUCUCGAGCAAGUUGAAGUUGAUCCCAAAGACGAUAAGCAAAAAAAGGAAACUAGGGACGAGGAACAGAAAUCAGAAUUGACUGGUCCAACCUCUGAUAUGACUGAAUCCUGCUCGACGAGCACGAGUUUGACUCUAACAGAAAAUUCCAACGUAUCGACAAUAACAUCACCACAGGCGACAUCGCAGACGACAUCGCAGGCAAUGCAGGCGCAAGUAGUGCAGCAACAGAUGCAUCAGCAAGUGCAACAAGCGGCAGCGAUGGGCCGACCAAUACCUCCCGGUACAAGGUUGCUUUCACCAGAUGGAGCAGUUGGAGUGGUGACUUCCACCAACACGGUAACUGUGAGCUAUCCAUCGAAUUUUUCCGGACAUCCGCAGAGACUUUCGCAGGCACAUAUACAAGUUUCGCAACAGCAACGGCUGGGCAUGCGAGUAGCCACAGGAGUGCCAAAUAUGGCUGGCAGAGUGGUUGCUGUAAAUCAUAUGAUUGGUCCACGGAUGCCAUUGGCUCCGCCACCACCACCACCGCCACCACCACCCCCUUACCCAGGGCCACCACCGCCAUAUCCUGGACCGAUACAGUCGUGUUCACAGGAGCAGCCAUUAUUGCUGGAGGAGCUGUUAGAGCAGGAGAAACGGGAACAAGAAAAACAGCAACAACAGCAGCAGCAACAACAGCAGCAGCAGCAGCAGCAACAGACCGAAAAUGUUACUGGAGGAAAUCUUUUGAGUGACAGCGAUUUUGAAAAAUUCAAAGCUGAUGUUUUGGGUACUACGUCACCUCCUCAGGGUAUGAUGCCUGUGAUAAGACCACCUUGUACAGCGAGAUCACCUUCCACAUCUAACACUAACUGGCAGCAAAGUGGCAUAGCUACUGAUGGGGUGCUAAAGCUAGCAGCGGCGCAAGUGGGAUCAAGACAACCAAUUGCCACACAGACUCCACCUGAACCAAGAGUGGCUAUGUUUAACAUUCCUCAAAAACCGCAACCACCGGCUCCACCAGAAAAUAUAGCUAAUGAGCAAGAUCGGCAAAGUCAUGCGAAUUAUGAGCAAUGGCUUAAUAAUCAGCAUCAAAUAUUAACGCAACAAUUAAAAUAUUAUGAGGCAGAGGUCCAAAAACUUCGGAAAAUAAGAAAGUCUCUCAAUAGUAAGCAACGUCAGCUUCGUAAAUCUGGUAACGAACUGACAGAGACCGAUGCUACUGAACUACAACGGAUUUCUUCUGAGCAAGCUAUUCUUCAGAAACAUUUAGAAACUUCUCGUAAGCAACAGCGUCAACACAGUGGACUGAUUCAAGAGUAUCAUAACAAACAACAACAACAACGACAAACUCAACCCCAACCAAACGAACCUUGUUCUCCAUUGAUGUCACCUUCUCAGCAUUCUCCGAUGCAUUCUCCAGCUGCGUUGGUUUCUCAGAGUCCUGGUCCUAGCAUGAUUCAACAUUCACCAGCAACUCCAUCAAUUGUUCAACAUAGUCCAGGCACACCGCUGCUUCAACAUAGUCCAGGCAACCCUCAAUCGUCUAAUCCAGGUACAAUGUCACCGCAUAAUGUUCAGCAACAAUCACCAAGAAUUGGCACCCCUCAUUCUCAAGGUGACGAAAGUCCCUUCAGUCCUGGGCCAAUGCCUUCUCCGGGUCUAUGCAAUCCCAACACUACACGAAUGACUUCACCACAACAUAGAGCCAUUAUUGGCGGAAGAUUGGCAACUUCUCCUGGUGCUUUUACGCCGGAGACGCGAAAUCAACAAUUGAUAGCUGAUCAGGGUGUGAGAGUUCAUAGUUUAACUCAGAGAUUUGUUAGACCACCAGAAGGGGCGCAGAGGAGAGGAGGUAUUGUUUACAAUCCACAGUCAGGACAGCAACAGUUACUGAAUCAACAACAGCAUCAGCUGUUACAGAGGCAGCAGAUUAUUCAGCAUGAAGGCGUUUCUCAGGAUCCAAGUCAAAAUACUAUUAUUCGGGCGACAUUGCAGCGGCAGCAAGUUUUCCAACAACAACAACAACAUCAUGAAGGUGUUUCUCGACAACAAAUUCUUCAACAGCAACAACAGAAUGAUAUUUCUCAGGAUGGACAGAACCUUAUCACUCAAAGAAAUUUACAAAUGGUUCAACAAAGACAAAUUCUUCAACAGCAACAGACUGAUAUCAUUUCUCAAGAAGGACAGAAUGUUGUUCAAAGAAAUUUACAAACGACCCGGCAACAAAUUAUUCAGCAGCAGCAACAAGAAGGCAUUUCUCAGGAACAAAAUGUCGUUACUCAAAGAUCGUUGCAAAUAACUCAGCAACGACAGCAAAUUCUUCAACAACAACAAAUUCUUCAGCAACAACAAACCGAAGAUGUUUCUCAGGAAGGACAGAGUUCUAUUAAUCAAAGAUCGUUGCAAGUAGUUUCACAACAGCAACGACAACAAAUUCUUCAGCAGCAGCAACAACAGAAUGAUAUUCCUCAAGAAAGUCAUAAUGUCGUUGCUGCUCAAAGAAACUUACAGAUGGUGCAGCAGCGACAACAAAUUCUUCAGCAACAACAACAAAUUCUUCGACAACAACAUGAAGUUGUUUCUCAAAGUAUUUCUCAAGAAGAACAAAUUCCUCAAAAUUCUAUUCCUAGAACGCUACAAAUGAUUCAACAACGGCAGCAGAUUCUUCAACAACAACAACAGCAGCAACAGGAAGGUACUUCUCAAGAUGGGCAAAAUAUUACUGUUCAAAGACAUUUGCAAAUAGCGCAACAACGACAGCAGCAUGAAAGUGUUUCACAGAAUAUUUCUCAAGAAAUUGGACAAAAUGUUGUUCAAAGGUCAAUACAGCUGGCACAGCAGCGUCAAAUCCUUCAACAACAUCAGCAACAUGAAAGCCUUUCUCAAGAUGGGCAGAAUACUGUUGCUCAAAGAAAUUUACAAAUAGCUCAACAGCGUCAACAGCAAAUUCUUCAUCAACAGCAUCAACAUGAAGAUGUUUCUCAAGAUGGCGCUAUUACUCAAAGAUCAUUACAAUUAGCUCAACAACGACCACAAAUUUUACAGCAACAUGAAGGUGUUUCUCAAUCUGUUCCUCAAGAAGGACAAAAUGCUAUUACUCAAAGACCUUUGCAAAUGGUUCAACGACAACAGAUUCUUCAUCAACAGCAACAUGAGGUUAUUUCUCAAGAAGGACAGACUUCUAUUGUUCAAAGAUCACUUCAAAUGGCUCAGCAACGUCAACAAAUUCUUCAUCAACAACAACAUGAAGGUGUUUCUCAAGAAGGGCAGAGUUCUAUUGGUCCAAGAUCACUCCAAAUGGCUCAGCAACGACAGCAUAUUCUCCAACAACAACAGCAAAGACAAUUCUUGCAAAUGCAACAACAGCAGCAGAAACCGCCUAACUCGCCGAUGGUGUCUCAGCCAUCAAAUUCCCCCAGUCCACAGCUUCAUCAGCAACUUCAAAAUUAUGGUCAACCUCCAAAUUCACCUAUGGUGCAACAGACAACGAUGGGUUCUCCGAUGCUUCAACAGCAAUUAAAUCCGACUUCACAACCUCCUAGUCCAAUGAAUAGGAUUUCACCAAUGCUUCAUGGUAGUCAUCAUCAUUCUUCGACAACUACUCAACCACCCAGCUCUCCUAUGAUGCCUAGAAGUCCUAUGGUAGCUGGAUCUCCUAUGCAAAUGCAGCGAAGACAGUCUACUGGGAAUAGUCCCGCUAUGCCAGACAGACCCCAAAGUGUGGAAAAUCCUGGAACUCCAAGGACACCUCAUACACCUCAUAAUUUUGUCCAACAAAAUACUAAUUUAACUGUAACUGCAAGUGAUCAACAACAAGUUUCUCAGCAAAUUCCUCAACAGGUUUCUCAGGAACAAACUUCUUUAUCAGAUAAUCUUUCUAGAGGUGGAGGAAACUCUAAUAAUCCCUUAAAUCCUAUUCCUUUUCUUGAUUUUGCGAACACUGGAUAUUUUAAAUUAGGAUUAAAGGGCGGCUCAUCAGAUGAUCGGGAUCAGAUUUAUCAACAAAUUUCUCAAGAACAAGUUCUUUUAUCAGAAAAUUCUUCUAAAAAUGAGGAAAAUAGUAAUAAAUCUAUAAAACCAAUACGAUUCCCCAAUUUUGGACGAUUUGGAUGGUUCAAAUUGGGUUUAAGAGGAGGAUCGCCAAUGUGGUCAAGCAAAGCUGAUAGUAGUAAAGGUGGUAAAGGAUCGGAAACAUCCCAAACGAAAAGAGAUCAAUCUACAGAAGAGAAAGCAAAUGCUUCCAUGAAUCGAAAAACCGCUAGAAUCAGCUCACUAGUCUGUGUCGACUAUAAUGACUUUGACGACGAUUCUCAUACGCCGCCACAAGCUUCGCCCACAACUUUAGACAUAAAAUCAACUGGUCAGGGCUCUUCAUUGACCUCUUCAACUUUAGAUAAUGGAUCUUUAACUUUAGAAAGUCCUGGAGAAAAAUUGGAACAACUUCCAGAUACGACAGAUUAUGAUGAUGACAAAACUAUAGUUAAUACCGAAGUGACUUUGAGUUCCACAGCUCAACGAGACAGUGAUGAUAUCACCGUGAUUGAACAGUUCGGUGACUCAGAACUAGUUGAUGUUAUUUCAGGAACUUUAGAAGGUGAUAUGCAGGAAGAAUAUGUUUUAUUCGAACCUGGAAUGGUGGUGGAUCUUUCUGCUGAUAGUAACGAUUCUCUUUGUCAUGCUUUAGUGAAUGAUGCUGGUCAAGGUCAUGACUUAGUGCAGAUUUUAGAGAUUGAUAAUUCUGAAUCACAAUCAGAAGAACCUAUUUUGAGUGACGAAGAUUUAGUCCCGUCUCAUUCAAGAAAUAAAAAGGGUCUUAGACUCGAUAUAGUGAGGGCCUUCCAGUCCGGAAAAAAGCUAGUCGCUGUAACUGAUACUCCUGAAUCACCAGAUCAAGAAGAACUUCGAGUUGAUCCUUCACCAGGUCCUUAUUUAGAUCAGUCUCCUGAUCAAGAACUUAUGGUAUCUUUAGUAAGUGAUUCUGAAGUGGUUAUCAUCGAUCCCACAACGAAAUCGCCUGAAGACAAUCUUUCUAAGGGUUCUUGCGAUGAAGAAAUUGAAAAAACUGAUAAUAAUAUACAAACUGAUGUUUCUAAAGAAAAUACAUUUAAUGAAGGCUCGAUAGAUGAUCAAAACAAAUCUUCAAAACAAAACAAGAGUCCUACAAACUUUAUCUUUUCAGAUAAAUCGUAUACCAAAACGCCAGCUUCAACUAUAUACCCACCUAAUAUUAACGUAACAGUCUCAAAAUCGAUGGUUUCUUUAAUAAAUACUACAAUUUCUUCAAAUUUAAUUUCCAGUUUAAUUUCUACUAGUUCUAAUUCUCAACUGACUCAGGUUUCAAUUCAACCAAUUGUGACAGAAACUAAAAUGGUAGAUCAUUUUGAUUUAAAAGAAGUUUCCUCGAGUUGUUCUACCAAUCAGAAAGGUAUUACAUUGUCAGCGAUGGCGAGCAUUGUGGCAGAUGCAAAAAUUGCCGCGAAACUUAGUCAAACUGCUCUGGAAAAAAUAUCCAAUUCUCAGCAAGAUAAAUUGAACCCGAAAAUCAUCUCUGCUAAUGAAAUACCGAAAAUAUUAUUCUCAGAGAAGCCUUUAACAACCUUUUCGAGUUUGCCAAAUACAGAAUCUCUGAACAAUCCCACGAAAUUAGUAUUAAGUGUACAAUCAACUUCUGUGACGCUCUCGACUCCGAAAAUGUCAAUUCCAGAUUUGUCGAAAAAGGAUACUAUCUUAAAGAGUAAAGAAAAAUUAACAGAAAAUCAAGAAAGUGAAAUGAAAGGAGAGAAAGAGAUCCAGGACAAAAUUAUAGAUGAAAAUAAUUCUUUGAAUACAUCGUCAAAUAUUUUUUCUGAAUCGAUUGAAGAGAAGAAAACUGAUCCAUUAAAUACUACGGAUGAACUGGAGAGUAUGUUAGAAGCUAUUCAUAAUCCUGCAGAAAAUGUUGAAAAUAAAAAUGAUAUUCCAACGACGACUCUGAAAAGAAUGUCACCUGUUACCGAUGAUUUGUCGCUCGUUAACAUUUUGGAAAAUGAUACUGAACCGGUAGAAAAUGAUAAAGAACAAAUUUCUUCAGAUUCUGAUAUGCAAAAAGUAACAAAUAAAUCAGAAGAAAUCCAAAAAAACAUUGAAGAGACUAAUGACAAAAACACAAAUAAAAAGAAUCAUCAGGAAGAACAGUGUACGGAAACUUCCAAACCAUUUCUUCAACAUUGUUUGAAUGAAGAAAAGGCAUUAAUAGAGGAAUCAUCUGAUGAUAUUUUAGAUAUGUUACAAAAUAUUAUUUCAUCAAAACCGGAAAUGGCAAAUAGUAGUGAGUCGAGUAUUAUUUAUCAAAUGCCAACUCCGUUAGAUACUUUACCCUUAAAUAUUCUUCAAGACUCUUUAAUGGAUUUAGAGCAAGAAAAUCUCGAAAAUGAUCAAAUUUCUUCAUCUGAACCUAAAAAUGAAGUAAAAUCUCAAAAUGCUGAAGUAAAAAAGAGUUCUCCAGCAAUGAGUCAAGCUUCCACUUUGAUAGUUAGUACCGUGGCACAAUUGCAAAAAAGCACAACAACAAUUCCUCAUUUAUCACCACUUUCGAAGCCAACAGAAUUGACUUCUAAUGUAGCUAACGUAUCCCAUCAACUGAGAACAUUGCUAUCAUCUUUACAAAGCAAUCAAACAACAGUGAAUCAAACCGGAGUGGUCACCAUGGUUUCUUCAAUGAAAUCUGGAAAUGUUUUAUCUACCUCUAGUCCCUUGUCGACAUUGAAUUCAUCAAAUAAUGUUCAGAGUGGAGUUUCGACUUUGACAAGAUUAGAUCAAGGUCGUUUUCAACCUAAUCUGAUCAGCAAUAUUUUGAAAGAUACAGAAAUGGUUAUAAAAGAGAAAAAAGAAUUAAAGGAAUGUAGCGGAGUUACUACAGGUUCAAAAGUUAAUAAUAGCGAGCAGAUCCUCAGGAUGACUUCUUCAGCGACAACUUUUCAGACUACUACAGUUUCUAAUCUUUCAAGUACUUCUUCGGCUGCAAGUACUUCUAAAAGCAUUACAACUUCGAUCUCCAUCACUUCAAAUGUCAUGUUGAAUGCCAUGCUGGCGGGGACUUCCUUAAAAUCUUCAAUUGCUGGUCAUGGUCGAAGUAACACAAUACCAACUCAAUCUGCAGUCAAUCUUUUGAGUUCUGUUUUACCUUCGACUUCAAUACAACGCUCGCAAAAUCUUCAAGCAAUCCUCCAAGCCAAUUCAGGAUGUUCUACACCCUCUCGAGUAUUAGUAAAUACUAAUUCAGCCGUAACUAGCUCAAUGCAAUGUAUUAGAACUAUUGUGCCACCUUUGGCAACUUCUAGUGGUGUUUCAAGUACGUCUAGUAUUCUUCAAUCGACUUUAUCGCAAGCUCCAAGUCCCCUUUUAACCUCUAAUCAAAACCAAUUUAAAUCUUCUGGUCUUCUACCAGUAGAGAAAAAUAACGAUCUUGAAAAUCCAUCUACAACAGUGAAAAAAGAUCCUGAAGAGUCUAAAAUACAAGAAAAAAAAGAAAUAGAUUCCAGUAAAAGUUCUUCUAAUUCUUUAAGAUUAGAGGAUUCUCAAAAUGUAUUGUUAAAGCAACUACUGCAAAAUACGGCAUGUCCUACGACUUCAGGAUCGUCACAAGGACCCAGUCUGCCAAUAGUUCCUUCACUAGAAGCGCAACUGGCUCGGCCAGUCUUACCUACGCCACCUUCUUUGCUUCCUCAGUUACUGAACGAAACCCCAACACCGAAGCCAGUAAUAAAACAAGUUCUUGCGAGGGAAACUUCUUUUUUAUCAGUAACACCCUUAAAGAUUCAAAGUUCACCAACUAAAGAGGAAUCUGCGAAACCUCCUCUUCCAUUACCUAGUCCGAUUGUGACACAAAGAGCACAAACUGAAAACUUGAAGCAGCAAACAACAAAGUCAGUUCCUAUUUCUUCAGCAAGUUCUUCGGGAAAUUCUAUAUCAACUCAACCAGUUUCUUCAACAACAAUAACAACAACAAAAACGUCUCCGAAUAUUUCUACGAAUUUGCAAGAGGUUUCUGUAAGUCAAAGCAAACUGAGUACUGGCGUGAGCGGAGAAGGACUUCAAACCCAACAACGCGUUACUGUUUCUAAACAUGCUUUGCAAAAUAAACCAGUGGCAACCUCUGGAAUAGCCUCGAAGAGCGUCCAAUUAGUGACCAGUAACUCUAAUAACGUAUCUGGAUCACAAAUUCAAGUCCAAACACAGUCUCAAAACCAAGCUCCAGUCGUGCAGAAGCCAACAGUGACACAACAACAAGUUCCUUCUUCUUCGACUACUUCCGUUCAACAACAAUCUGUUCAGCAACAAGUGCCUCAUAGUCAUGGAACCGUCGCGGUUCCACCACAAACCGUUAUGGGGUCCGUUACCCCAUCAGGUUCCAAUACAGUGCCUUUAGUCGAGAUUAAGAAAGAAAUUGGUCUUGAGGAUGUUUUGUCCACUGUUGCCACAACAUCAGCCAGUCAGUUGCAGACGGAUACCAAAGAAUUUCUCACUACCAAAGAGGAACUCAUAGAUGGCGCAAUGGAUGAUAAAACUGAUCUUAAGAAGUUGAAGAGGAGACAAUACCAACAGAAAAGAAAGCAAAGCCAGGGAAAGGAUGCCAUAACUGCACCUCAGAAAAAACGUUCCCGUAAAGUCUCGCGCCUCGAUGAGGAUUAUGAUACAUUUGUGGAUAAUUUAAUGACCCAGUUGCGACAACUUCAACCGAUGGCGGUUCUGGAACCUCAGUUGAGUCGUAAUUAUGGGGUGUGCCCGAUUUUCGGUUGCGGAGAUCUUGUUAAGAUUGGAAGUCAGAAAGAUUAUAACGCUAGAAUUGGCGAUUUGAUUGGAAAUUAUGGAUCAGCCAGUUUACCUGGAAUUUCUGAUCAUUAUAAUACACAGCCAUUUGGAGAAUUAGAGCCUCUGCCACCUCAACAACCCUCGACUACGCAGAGAGGAUUUUAUGAUCAAGAAUUUCCGCCUUUGAAGUUGGACGAUACUGAUGAUAAAAAAGAGAAUAUGACAACUAAUCGCGAUGUGGACUCUCCUGAUACCAUUGUGAGUUCGUCUUCACCUGAAUGUGUUAUACCAGAAUUUAUGCACCGUUUUCCUGGACUGCGAUUGAUUGAGGAAGAAUCGGAUGAAGAAGCAGAAUGGCUGAAACGUGUGUCACCCGUUAUACCUCUGGUUUCACCAAUUCCAAUCAGACUAAAGCCUGCUUACUUAAAAGAUGCAGCUAAACAAGACAAGGAAAAUUUUGGAAUGCCCAAACUUGGCAAGUCCCCUCCGAUUCCUUUACGAGAAAGCGGAAAUGUCACUGUGACCUUAACUUUGAAUAGUCAGGCCGCCGAUGAUAUAAUGGGUGUACUUAAAGAUCUUGCUAAUAUUCUGAACAUAACACCACCUGCUGGUUAUCAAAUAGUUGAACGAACCACUACUCCUCCUAGUCAGAAAUUAGGGCUGUACAGGACAAAAGGGAAAGACGGCAAAGAGGGUACUCCAAUCGAUAUACAAAGCAUUCUAAAUGGUGCGGCAAAAUUCUGUCGUCAUUGUGAUGUUGUGAUCCUUAACAGUUUAAUUCGAAAAAAAGUAUCGGAUCUACCAUUCUUGAGCAAAGAGGAAGCUGAACCGGGCGAUGAACUUUGCUUCUGUUCAGCGGCUUGCUAUGUGCAAUUUGCGCUCAUGCAUCGAACACCUUCUAAUACUCAAGAUAAGGCUGCAACGGUAGUAGAUCAUCUAUGUCAUAAAACAGAAGCCAAAAUGUUGGAAGAUGAUUUGAAAAGUCUGAAGAAAUUUCCCAUUAAACAGCAACAGCAGCAGAUGGAGAAAUUUGAAAAUAUGGAGAUUAUUAAUGAAUCAACAACAGAGAUUAAAGUGAAAAUUGAGAAAUUGGAUAAUGUCAACAGUGUGGACAACGAUGAAAAGCGGUCAAAGAAACAUUCAAUUAGUGAAGAAAUCGGUGAUUCUAUUGAGCCUCAACCACCUGCAAAAAUCUGGAAAGGUUUGAGAUAUAAAACAUGGUCGCUGGGAGCCAUGCAACCUUCAACUAAAUUUAAGAAACCCACUGAUAGAGAAAUUACCGAGAUGCUGUUUCGUAUGGGAAUUGCAGUAGCUCCCGCAAAAGCCGAAGAUACCCGUCGUUGCGUAUUUUGCAAGAGUCAAGGCGAUGCAACAGCCGAUGGGCCAGCUCGAUUACUCAAUUUUGACGUGGAUAAAUGGGUACAUCUCAAUUGUGCAUUAUGGUCUAAUGUAGUGUAUGAAGCACAGAGUGGCGCACUUAUGAGAUUGGAUGAGGUCCUGCAGAACAAUCUUGUACAGAUUUGCAUCAUUUGCGAAAAAUCCGCUGGCACUGUCAAGUGCUACAAGCCAAGAUGCACUAACUGGUACCACCUGAUAUGUGCCAUUAAAGACGGUUGCGGUUUUUAUAAAGAUAAGACUAUGGCUUGUCCUCAACACCUUAUAAAAGAUAAAGAUAAAGAACUAACUACCCUUUCUGUUUACCGUCGCGUCUAUGUUCAACGUGAUGAAAAUCGUCAAGUCGCUGCGGUGAUGCAUCAUUCUGACAAUAAACAUUUACUUCGUGUGGGUUCUCUUAUCUUUCUUAGCGUCGGUCAACUACUUCCUCAUCAAUUACAAAACUUCCAUACGCCCAACUAUAUUUAUCCGGUGGGCUACAAAAUCGUACGUUUCUACUGGAGCAUGCGAAGACCUAAUAAACGUUGCCGCUAUGUUUGCUCGAUCCACGAUGUUUCUGGUCGUCCGGAAUUUCGUGUCCUAGUUCAAGAACCUCUUCAAGAAGAUGUUGAACUGAGAGACGCUACUCCGCGAGCAGUUUGGAGCCGAAUCUUGGAACCAUUGGCAGAAUUGAGAAGAAGUACAAACUCUGUACAAUUAUUCCCGAGAUACGUUUCAGGAGAAGAUCUGUUUGGUUUGACAGAACCAGCAGUAGUGCGGGUACUGGAAAGCUUGCCUGGAAUUGAGACUUUAACCGAUUACAGAUUUAAAUAUGGUCGUAAUCCGCUAUUGGAGUUGCCUUUAGCCAUCAAUCCAACAGGAAGUGCACGUACGGAGGCACGUUUACGCAACCAGCUUCCGUGGAAACGACCGCACACGCAACGCACAGGAGGCUUUGCUUCACGUGGAAUGCCAUUUGGCUUGCCAACCUGUGGUGCUGCCGCAACAAUGGGAGGUGGAGUCUCUUCAACAUUAGUUGCAGCAGCUGCUGCUGCUGGCGAAGCCGCCUCCUGUCCAUAUUCGAAACAAUUCGUACACUCCAAGAGUUCACAAUAUAAGAAGAUGAAACAAGAAUGGCGUAAUAAUGUUUAUUUAGCAAGAUCAAAGAUUCAAGGUCUAGGAUUAUACGCAGCGAGGGAUUUGGAGAAACACACGAUGGUAAUCGAAUACAUUGGAGAGAUCAUUAGGUCAGAGUUAGCAGAAACAAGGGAAAAACAAUAUGAAGCUAGAAAUCGUGGUAUAUAUAUGUUCCGAUUGGAUGAGGAACGAGUAAUAGAUGCUACUUUAUGUGGUGGUCUCGCUCGCUACAUUAAUCAUUCCUGCAACCCGAACUGUGUCGCUGAGAUCGUUGAAGUUGAGCGCGAUUUCAGAAUUAUCAUUUUUGCUAAGCGCCGAAUUUCACGUGGCGAAGAGCUGGCAUAUGACUACAAAUUUGAUAUCGAAGACGACCAGCACAAGAUUGCAUGCGCUUGCGGCGCACCUAAUUGUCGUAAGUGGAUGAAUUAAACAAAUUAAGAUGACGAUACAGAGAAGAAACAGGAAAUGAGAA